This is a messenger RNA of Ziziphus jujuba (common jujube), 2448 nucleotides long. Its product is annotated as sister chromatid cohesion 1 protein 1. The record is from RefSeq and is a predicted model, not a curated record. Gene Ontology annotation, molecular function: chromatin binding; protein binding. NCBI's taxonomy places the organism in Eukaryota, Viridiplantae, Streptophyta, Magnoliopsida, Rosales, Rhamnaceae. The transcript has 20 exons. Bases 370 to 2244 code for a protein of 624 amino acids. Gene Ontology annotation, biological process: replication-born double-strand break repair via sister chromatid exchange; mitotic sister chromatid cohesion; synaptonemal complex assembly. Gene Ontology annotation, cellular component: synaptonemal complex; cohesin complex.
AACAGACUACAUUGGGGAAGCAAGAUUUCUUAUCCUAACCCGUAACAUCGAUAUACAUCCUUGACCCUCUCUCAUUUCGCACCACCUGUCCCGCCAAUGAUUCAUUUCACGGGAAAACAAAAUACCAUAGGGGUAACUUUAUCAUAAAUUAUUCCUUCCGACUCUCCGUUAUGGCGGGCAAGUAGCUCGUUUAUCAGAGAACCAAAAACCACAUAACACGCACACUCUCCAGAAACUCGUUUCAGCUUCUUCUUCUUCUAUAUAUAUAUAAUCGUUUCAGAGCCAUUGAAGCUUGAAUUUCUUCCAACUUCUUCUUUCUUCUCCAUCUCUUUCCCUCUUCGGCUAUCGUCCUCUCACCUGCGGAGAAAAAUGUUUUACUCGCACCAGCUUCUCGCUCGCAAAGCUUCUCUUGGCCAAAUCUGGAUGGCCGCCACGUUGCACGCGAAGAUCAAUAGGAGGAAGCUAGAUAAGCUCAACAUCAGCAAGAUCUGCGAGGAGAUUUUGAAUCCAGCAGUUCCUAUGGCUCUCAGACUCUCCGGAAUUCUCAUGGGGGGAGUAGUGAUUGUCUACCAAAGAAAGGUUAAGCUCUUUUACGAUGAUGUGAAUCGUCUUCUGGUUGAAAUAAACGAAGCAUGGAAGAUGAAAGCUGCUCCAGAUCCCACGGUCCUCCCCAAAGGAAAAUCUCAGGCCAAGAAAGAGUCCGUGACUCUGCCUGAUAACGAAGCGGCCGAUGCUGCGGACAUUGAGCAGUCGCUUAACUAUUCCAACUCCACCCGCAUGCCCAUGGGGCUCCAACAAACUGGAUAUUUUGCUAUGCGACUUGAUAGCGUGGAUGAAUCCUAUAUUAACGGGAAUGUUGAAGAUUCACUUCACCAACACCAUCAAGCUGAAGCUGACAAUAUAACAUUAUUCGAACACUUCGAUUCAUAUCAAGCUGAUGCAAAUAUGUACAAUCGCUUUGAAAGAUUUGAUAUUGAAGAGGAUGAUGGGACGCAGUUGAACUUCAAUUCAAGAGAGCAUACACAGAUCCCCGCCACUCUUGUACGGUCUCCACCUCCACCAGAUGAGCCUCAAACAGUUGUUAAUGAAAUGCAGUAUGAAAUUCCAGACUUCCAAGUCCAUAAGAGAGAAGACGAACUCGAAGAAGUUGGACAGAUGAACCAGGUUCAACAGAGGCAGGCGCCCAUAAGAAGGAAAAGAAGAGUACCUGCCUUUCUCAUGGAUGAACAAACUAUCAUCCCUGGUCCUGUGUACCAGUCUUGGCUUCGAGAUGUUUCGGAUAUUGCCUCAAGGUCAAGUGGAAGGAACAGAAAGCGUACCUGUAACGUGUCAACUAUGAAGAUAGCAAACCUCAUGGCAUUGCCACCUCAAGUUCUAAUGGAUAAUUUAUUUACAACUGGAAGCAGAGAAAUAUAUUAUCCAAGCCCUCUUCUGAAGCAGUGGAUGAAAAGUUCCCAACCUCCCCAUGACUCGCCCUCUGUAAGGACCUCCCCGCCCCUGCCCCCAGAACCAUCAUCAUUAUCACCACCUCAAAGAGAGAAUUAUCAAGAUCGACCGGAAUUUCCUUUUGAAGAUUUUCAAAGUGGAGUUGGUUCACAAUCUCAGGGAGUUCCAAUAGAAAGGCAAAUGCCAAAUCCUGACACGCCAAUUAACAAUCUCAUGGAUGAACUAAUAGCCAAUCUUACAAACAACGGAGCCAGGAUUACUGAAACAAACCUAAUGCAAACACCUGAAAAUUCUAAUCAUGAAGUAAGGUCGGUCCCAAGCUCAGCAUCCGGACAGGGAAUUCCUUCACAUAACUCAGAAAUGAAUUCAGGAAGAUCAAGCAAGAAAAGGCCUUAUUCUGCAUCAAGAAACAGCAGUGGGGGACUUGAGCCAGUAGCUGAGGAGUAUCCGUGGCAUCAUUCUGAUUCAAAAUUCAAGUUAUCAGGGCUACCUGAAAAUGACCUGACACCUGGGCAAGAACUAUUGGUAGAAACUGCACCUACCCAAACCCAACAGCCAUUCAUCAAUCACCCAGAUGACAAAAUAACCGAUUCGAUUCGAAUGCAAAUGAAGGCACAUUUUGAAACACCAGGAGCCCCUCAAGUCGAAUCGUUGAACAAUUUAGCUGCCGGACUGAACCGACAAGGAGCAGCUCUGCUUUUCUAUCAAACUUGUGUACUUGCUACUCGCGAUUCUCUGAGAGUGGAACAAAAAUACCCUUACGGAGACAUUCUCAUUUCUAGAGGAGCAAAACUGUGAAGCAAUGCGGUGAGAGGCGGAUCCAGCGUGGCAACUUUUCAAAUAUUUUAUCUUAGGAUUAUUAGUUUUUUACAAACUUUCUAGAUUUAUGGUAAUUUGUCCCCACAAUUUUGUUCAUUUUCUCUUGUUAUUUUAUUUUGGUCUGAAUUCUUCUCAACCAUUAACUCACAGUUAUAUAUUUUGUAAUCAAUUUCUUUUUUUUUG